AUGGUGGUGGAGGAAGAAGGGGUUACAUUUAUCAACAACAACAAUUGGAGUAAGAGAGCAAAAAAAAAAAAAAUUUCCCCCAACAAUCUUAUCAAGAAGUUUAAGUCUUUAUCUUUUAUAUAUACAUUGUAUACUAGCCCUCCCCAAUUCAUGAUGGAGAUAUCACCAGCUAAUAUUAAAGAACAAUCACGAUCCAGAUCCAGAUCAAGAACUAGAAAUUCAACGGCAAAUUCUCGAUCAACUAGUGCCACUAGAAGACCUAGUUUAUCUUCCACCCAUAGAAGAUCAUUAUCUUCAUCAUCAUUAAACAAAUUAACUAUAACCACCACACAAGUUGAUCAAGAAAGAUCAGUUCCUUCAGUUCAAGUUUAUUUAGAUAAUUCAUUACCAUUAGAUUUUUUCAAACAAGAUAUUAUUGCACUUACUAAAACUUUAAAAAUUAGUAAAUGGCAUAAACGUCAAUUAACAAUUAAUAAUUUAAGUAUUAAUAGAAUUUCGGGAGCAUUGACUAAUGCUAUUUAUAAAAUUGAAUAUCAUGAUGAAUCACAAAACAUUCAUUUACCAACAUUAUUAUUACGAGUAUAUGGAAAAAAUGUUGAUGAAUUAAUUGAUAGAGAUAAUGAAUUAGCCAUAUUAAUUAAAUUAUCUCAAAAAAGAAUUGGACCUAGAUUAUUAGGAAUCUUCAGUAAUGGUAGAUUUGAACAAUUUUUAGAUGGAUUUAUUACAUUAAAUAAAGAACAAAUUAGAGAUGAAAUUCUUUCACAAAUGUUAGGUAGAAGAAUGAAAGAUUUACAUUAUAAAAUUGAAUUAGAUGCUAAAGAUUAUGAAAGUAAACAACCAACUUGUUGGAAUUUAAUUGAUAAAUGGUUGAAAAUUUUUGAGCAAGAAUUAUUACCUGGAUAUUUAGAAGUUAAUUAUAACCUUCAAGAUAUUUUCAUUGUUCCAUUUGAUCAAUUUAAACAAAUUAUUACAAAAUAUAAACAAUGGUUAUUUAAUAAAUAUGAUGAUAAACACUUUACCAAUAAUUAUAAAUUUUGUCAUAAUGAUACUCAAUAUGGGAAUUUAUUAUUACAUGAAUCAUUUAAUCCCAAAGAUAUAGUUGUAUCAACAUCAGAUACUACAAAUAGUUCGAAUAAUAUUAUUGAUGGCGAAGUCACUAUUAAAUCAACUUCCAACAAAAAAGAUACUAAUUUAGUGGUUAUUGAUUUUGAAUAUUCUGGAGCUAAUUUCCCUGCUUAUGAUAUCGUUAAUCAUUUUUCAGAAUGGAUGUCUGAUUAUCAUGAUCCAGAGAAAUCUUAUUUCAUUCAUCAAGAGAAUUAUCCUAAUCAAUUGGAACAAAUUAAUUUAAUCAAAUCAUAUAUCGAAUAUGAUUUCCAAUAUCCUUCAUCAAAUUUAAAAACUGGUAAAACUCCUGAAGAUUUGAUUAAUAAUACUACUAAUCCAAUAUCAAUUAUUCAAUAUGAAAUUGAAAAAUUAUAUAAUGAAUGUAUUUAUUGGAGAGCAACAGUACAAAUUUUUUGGUGUUUAUGGGGAUUAAUUCAAAAUGGUCCAUUGAAAAAACCAUUAAAUUCUAAUGCAUUAUCUGAACAAGGUAUUAAUUCAACUUAUAAUAUUACUGUUGGUGGGAUUGAAAAUUUGGAUAUUUCCGACCAUACUCAAGAUGAAAUAGCAGGCUCAAACAAUGACGCUCUUAUUGAAGAAAUUAUCACUUCAAGUGAUGAUGAUUUUGAUUAUUUGAAAUAUGCUAACCAAAAGGUAGCAUUAAUAUUUGGUGAUCUUAUUCAAUUUGGUAUAAUUGAUGAAAAAGAAGUUGAUGAAAAAUAUUUAUCUAUAAUUAAAUAUAUUGAUACUAAAACUUUUGAUAUUUAA
Messenger RNA from Candida albicans SC5314, 1869 nucleotides. Its product is annotated as bifunctional choline kinase/ethanolamine kinase. The coding region runs from base 1 to 1869 and encodes 622 amino acids. Gene Ontology annotation, molecular function: choline kinase activity; ethanolamine kinase activity. Lineage: Eukaryota; Fungi; Ascomycota; Pichiomycetes; Serinales; Debaryomycetaceae. The transcript has a single exon. The record is from RefSeq and is a predicted model, not a curated record. Gene Ontology annotation, biological process: phosphatidylcholine biosynthetic process; phosphatidylethanolamine biosynthetic process. Gene Ontology annotation, cellular component: cytoplasm.